Messenger RNA from Paramecium sonneborni, 3702 nucleotides. The record is from the annotation of a GenBank genome assembly. NCBI's taxonomy places the organism in Eukaryota, Ciliophora, Oligohymenophorea, Peniculida, Parameciidae.
AUGGCAAAAGCAGCAUCAAGGAGUGCCUCUUCUAUUAUUACAGCAUUCACAGAGCAAUAGUAAUGCUUAAUUAAAAGUUUAGUUAAGAAAUCUAGCUUUUGGAAGCAUAAAGAGAAUUCGAUGAAAUGACAAAAGAAAUAAUGAAAAGGAGAAAAAAGUUAAUGUAAUAGUUUGAAAAAGGAAAAAAGAAAGCACCAGAAAAAACAGACGCAUCAAAAGCAGAGAAAUUUAAGAAUAUGGUUAGUUAUAAUGAUUGAUAUUUAAAGGAUGAGCAUUCCAUUCCGUUAACAGAGUUAGAAAAAAGAUUGGAAACAUCAGUGAAAAAUGGGUUAAGCAAGAGCCAGAUUGAUAGUAAAUUGCAAUAAUAUGGGAAAAAUGUACUUUCUUCGAAAGAAAGGACUCCAUGGUAUGUGAAAUUACUGCAUGAAUUAACAAAUGUUUUUGCUUUGUUAAUUUGGGCAGGUGCUUUACUGUGUUUUAUAGCAUACGGUCUUGCCCCAGAAGACCCUUCGAAUGUAUUGGAAUUAAUUUAAUGUUAGCUUUACUUAGGAAUAGUUUUGAUUGUAGUAGUUGUUGUUACUGCUGUGAUCACGUUUUUGUAAAAUCAAAAAUCAGAAGCAAUAAUGGAAGCAUUUAAAAAUUUCAUACCUCCUGAGACUUUAGUGAUAAGGGAUGGUGAAUAAUAGAAGCUUUAGGCAACAGAAUUAGUUCCAGGAGAUGUUGUAAUAGUUGAAUUUGGUAAACGUAUUCCAGCAGAUAUCAGAGUAAUAGAGAGCAAUGAAAUGAAGGUUGAUAACUCUAGUUUGACUGGUGAAUCAAUGUUACUCUUAAGAACAACUGAAUGCACACAUCCUUAAAAUCCAUUAGAAACAAAAAAUUUAGCAUUUUUUGGAACAUUGUGCAAAGAGGUAAAUGUGAGAAUAAAUAUGUUAGGGCAAUGGAAAAGGAAUUGUUUUAUUUACAGGUGAUAAGACAGUCAUUGGAUAAAUAGCAGGAUUGGUAGAGAGUUCAGAAAGUGAUGAGACUCCUUUAAAGAAAGAAUUAAAUGCAUUCAUUACAUAUAUUGCAUAUAUAGCAAUAUCUAUAGGAGUAGUAUUCUUUGUACUUGGAUUUGCUGUGGGAUAUCGUAUUUAAAUAUUUAUAAUUCUUUAGCUGCUGUUACCAAUUUAAUAUUUGCAAUAGGUAUUAUAGUGGCAAAUGUACCUGAAGGUUUAUUAGCUACAGUGGUUGUUGCUUUAACAUUGACAGCUAAGAAAUUAGCAGGUUUGAAAGUCUUGGUGAAAAAUUUAGAAGGAGUUGAAACAUUGGGUUCAACAUCUUGUGUUUGUUCAGAUAAAACUGGAACAUUAACAUAAAAUAAGAUGACUGUAGAGAAUAUUUGGUAUAAUGGUAAGAAGAUGAGAGGUCAUAGCAGAGAAAAGAUGGGUCCAGAAUUUAAAUAUGAAUAUGAUCUAAAAGAUCCAGGAUUUCAACUUUUACAUGAAACAGCUAUUAUAUGUUCAGAAGCUGUAUUUGAUAGUAGUUUACCAUAAGAAUAAUAAAUUAAAAUAUAAAACUUAAUUGGAUUAUCUUAAGAAUAAAAAGAUGCUAAAUUAGAAGAUGCAAAAUCCAAAUGGAAAGCAGCUUAUGAUAAAUUACCCUGUUAAGAAAAACCUACUGUAGGAGAUGCUUCUGAAACAGCUCUCAUUAAAUUCUUUUAGCCAAUCAAAGAUAUUCUUUAAACAAGAGCUUCAAGAAAUGUAGCUAGAGAUGUGAAUAGCAAAUAAGCAAGAAAACCUUUUAAUUCAACUAAUAAAUAUGCUUUCAUAAUAGUUGAAUAUGAGACUGAUGAUUCACAUUAUUGUUUAUUAACAAAAGGAGCUCCAGAAAGAAUUUGGGGAUUAUGUGAUUAAAUAUAUAAUAGUGGAAAAGUGUAAUAGAAAGAUGAAAAUUGGGAAAAAAGCUUUGAAUAAGUGAAUGCUUAAUUUGGAAGAUAAGGUGAAAGAGUGUUAGGAUUUGCUAGAUUACAUUUACCUAAAUAACAAUAUCCCCUUGGAUACUAAUUUAACUUAGAUAAAAUGAAUUUCCCUUUUAGUAAAUAAGUAUUUGUUGGUUUGAUUUCUUUAAUUGAUCCACCAAAAGAUAAUGUUCCUCAUGCUGUAUAAAAAUGUAAAUCAGCUGGAAUAUAAGUAAUUAUGGUUACUGGAGAUUAACCAGUAACAGCAGCUGCAAUAGCAAGAUAAUGUAAUAUUAUAACAGAGAAAACAGUUAAUGAAAUUAUGGAAGAAAAGAAUAUUUCAUUUGAAGAAGCAUUCCAUUAAUCAAAUGCAUUAGUAAUUCAUGGAGAUAGAUUAACAAAGAUGGCAAUUGAUGAUGAAGGAUUACCAGAAGAUGAAAAAGGUAGAUAAUUAUAAGAAUGGCUUGGUAAACCUUAAUUAGUGUUUGCAAGAACAAGUCCUGCUUAAAAAUUAAUUAUUGUAGCUGGAUGUUAAAGAAGAGGUCAUAUUGUAGCAGUUACUGGAGAUGGAGUAAAUGAUAGUCCUGCAAUAAAAAAGGCAGAUAUUGGAAUUGCUAUGGGUAUUACAGGAUCUGAUGUGGCUAAAGAUGCUGCUGAUAUGAUUUUAUUAAAUGAUGAUUUCUCUAGUAUUGUUGUUGGAAUUGAAGAAGGAAGAAAGAUUUUUGAUAAUUUUAAAAAAUGCAUUGUUUACUGUCUAACUUCUAAUAUUGCAGAAUUAGUUCCAUUUUUAGGAUUCAUUAUUUUUAGAUUACCUUUACCUUUAACUACUGUCUUAGUUUUAUGUAUAGAAGUAGGAACUGAUGUCUUUCCAUCUAUGGUAUUUGUAUUUGAAGAUGCUGAUCUAGAUGUUAUGACUAGAAGACCGAGAACUAAAAAUGAACAUUUAGUUGGUGGACAAUUAUUAUGGUUUUCUUAUACCUAAAAUGGUAUAUUAGAAACAUUCUGUGGUUUCUUUUAAUGGUAUGUGACAUUCAAUGAUUUUGGUUUUACUCCUACUACUCUCUAUUUUAUCUCAAAUAAGUAAGGGGUCUUACCUAAAGCAAAUGAUAUCUAUGAUCCAAAUGAUCCAUGGUUUGGUAAUUCUAAUCUUAAAGAAAAUUAUAAAGAUGGAACUUGUACUGGAACUAAUUUAGAAGGAUAUGAAGAUAUUGAUUGGGUUUAUGCAAAUCAUGGCAAGUUUGAUCUCAGAAUGGCUUAUUUGAAAUGUGAAGAUGGUAAAAUUGUACCAAAUCUUGAAUUUGGAGAAUGUCAUGUUAAUUUAAUUUCUCCUGUCACUAAAAAACCAUAUUGUUACACCACAGAAGCAUCAAGCUAUGCAUAAACUUCAUUCUUCUUUGCAGUUGUUGCUGGUCAAAUGUGUAACUAUCAAGCACUAAGACAACUCAAAAGUGCUGGCUUCUUCAAUGGUAUAUUCUUAUAUUCAUUAUUUUAGGUUUCCAUAAUUAUUUCAUGUACCUUGCUUAUUUUGUAGAAUUCUUAUUGACUUGGAGUUUGUCAUAUCUAGAAGCUUUCAAUACAGUGUUUGGAACAAGAGACAUCAUAUUUAUACAUUAUGGCAUUUGCGCUUUACCUUAUGGAAUGGUGAUGAUUAUCUGGAAUGAAGGAAGAAAAUUUUGUGUAAUAUUUCAUUACUUAUAAUUUAGAUUCGACAUUUUAAAUCCAAAACUGCUUUGCCAAGCUGGUGGGAUAGGUGCGUAGUUUAUUGA